AUGGAUUCAACAACUCCCGCAGAUCCGACCGAAGAGAGACGGGAUGAUUCACUGCGAACUGUCACUCCGGAGCCUGGGGCCAUUGUCGACGCGGCUGGAAAGCCGGGCACGCAGGUCACAUCAGCCGAGGUCGUGUCUGGAGCAGACCAGCCACCAGAUGGCGGAAUUACGGCCUGUUUUAUCCUCAACUUUGUCGACCUCGGGUUCACUUACGGGUUCGGUGUGUAUCAGGAACAGUAUAAGCUCCGGGAGUUCGCAGAUGUGUCCGCCACACAAAUUGAUCUCGUGGGAUCGAUUUGUGUCGCUCUCACGCUCUUUUUGGGUGCAUUUAUGGGCCGGCCGUGUCAACGGUACGGCAUGCGCGCAGUAUCCAUCGUCGGCUCUAUCGUCUUCUUUGUCGGCACCUUGUCGGCCGGCUUCUGCACGUCCAUUCCCACCCUGAUUGUCACGCAAGGGAUUAUCCAAGGUGCUGGAGCUGGGAUGCUUUUUGUUCCUGGCGCUGCUAUCCCAGCACAGUGGUUCGCACGCCGACGAGCACUUGCGAUUGGGAUCGGUGCAUCCGGGGCUGGACUGGGUGGUGUCUUCUGGUCGCUUAUCGGACGGUUACUCAUCUCGCAGCUCGGACGUCAAUGGGCCCUCCGCGUAUCGUCGUUCAUUAACCUCGGCCUGUGCGUCAUCGCUAUCGUCUUUCUUAAGGAGCGCAAGACACGAGAGGCGAGAUGGCGAGAGGGAGAGAAGGACGAGCCGAUAUUGGACUGGCGGAUGUUCCGGGACCCAGUAUUUGCCGUUCUUUACUGUGCGAGUGCGGUGAGCGUUUUCGGAUGCGUCCUCCUCCGCCUCGCCCCCACCCUUACUAAUGCAAACACGCAAGUGAGCAUGAUGAACCUCGGCUCUGCCUCCGGGCGCAUCAUCCUCGGUGCGAUCGCGGACACCCGUGCUGGGCGGUUCAACACCGUCCUGGCAGGGAUGUUCUGUGCGGGCGCGAGUCAGUGGUUGUUUUGGAGCUUGGCGAACAAGAGCGGGAGCUAUGCGCUGUGUAUGGUGUUGGCAAUUGUUUACGGGCUUUGUGGGGGUGGGUAUAUUGGUAUAUUCCCCGUCGUCCUAGCACACGCUUUCGACCACACCCGACUGGCAGCCAUUACAGGCCUCUUCUUCACCUCUGAACUCGUGGGACAACCCACCGGAGGCCCCAUCGCAGGCGCGAUAUUACAGAGCAGCGGGGGCAACUAUUACCCCAUGAUCGCCUACUCCGGGGCGUCGUUGGUUUUGGGGAGCGCUUUGGGCUGGGUAGCGAGGGGGUUGGAUCUGAGGAUGCGCCAGAAGGGGGAUGCUGGGGGAGAGGGUGCUUGA
Messenger RNA from Dacryopinax primogenitus, 1350 nucleotides. Its product is annotated as MFS general substrate transporter. NCBI's taxonomy places the organism in Eukaryota, Fungi, Basidiomycota, Dacrymycetes, Dacrymycetales, Dacrymycetaceae. The transcript is spliced from 6 exons. Gene Ontology annotation, cellular component: fungal-type vacuole membrane. Gene Ontology annotation, molecular function: transmembrane transporter activity. Gene Ontology annotation, biological process: transmembrane transport. The record is from RefSeq and is a predicted model, not a curated record. The coding region runs from base 1 to 1350 and encodes 449 amino acids.